UUGUCGGACCGAGCUAACUCAUUCCACGUUUAGUGCUGAGACCGUCUACACGCGUUUACGUUCUCAAUAGUGCGAUCGUUGUAUUUGUCAAGAAAUUGACAGCGUGCUAAUCCAGUGUUUAUAAGAAAGCUGUGUUUGUUUGCAAUCAUGUGUGAGAAAAGGACCAGAAAGAUUAAGAAAGGAUCUCAGCUGACCCGCUUACGUGAAGCGAGGCGCAUCCAAAGGCUGCAGAGGCUCUCGUCUCCGUCCAACAGUGAUGACUCCACCACUGUCUCCCCGUGCCCUCAGGGCGUCGACAAAAGUGCCCAGAACAGAGUCAUCCUAGAACUCGCCUGGAAGACAGUCGCGCUCAUGCACAAGAACAGACUCAUCCAACAAAAGAUCAUCGCCUUGAAGAAGGAAACUUCAGAAUUCGUCGCCGCGAUUAUGAACAACCCAGAGAAUCGCAAACGUUACAUCGAACAUAUGCGCAUGUACGGGCCCGCCGCGCAGGUGCAAAUCCAAGAAGUCGAAAACACACCUUUGAAAUUAGAACCUGCUGCGUAAAUUUGCCACCAUUUUGGAUUUUCGAGCACAUGAAUGAAUGAAUGAAUAAUGUUAUUUUGUUUUGAAUGAACGGAGACCGAGUGUGUGAACUAAACCUGUUGUUGAGUUGUUUAGCUUUUUAUCUUUACUUGUAAACCUUGUAGUUUUAAGGUCAAUAAUGUCUGACAUUGACAUUAUUAUAUUGUGAUCAAAUUAUAUAAGAAUCAUUGUUGAAAUCGUUGAUUCCGUAAUUGUUCUAGUGAUUAACUUCAAAAUUGUACGAUUCAUUCGGGAUAGUAUUCUAAAUGUUUAAGAUUGCAACAAUACAUAUUAGUGUUUUCACGCGUAUAGUAUUGAUUUAAACUUUCCUACCAGCAAUAAUGUAAAAUGCAGUGUCUUAAGUAAAAAGUUGUGGCUAAUAUAACUUCUUGUUGUUAUAGAAGUAAGCUAUAAGGAGGUUGUAAGACAGAGGCUGUUAAUGUUAUAAGGUAGUCAGUCUUCGUACUAUUGUGGUUUGUGAAACAUCAAGUAUUGUCGAACAUCGUAUAUUGCGGUACCCCGGUAGCAUAAGGAUGGAUAUAAAAAAUGUAGGUAGUAAGCAACCAAAUUCCUAUUGUUCCCAGUUUAAACGUGCUUCUACUACUGAAAAAUAAAGCGCAAUUGUCAAAUCGAAUAUUGGAUAAGCACAAAAAUUCAAAAUUAAUUAGAAAUCUAUUGUUGGUAAUGUUGUCUCUUUAUUCAAUUAGUACGAAGAUCUCGAAAGAAUGGUUAAAAUACUCUUAGCACGUAAUUUAAGUUAGUUUAUUUUAGAUUUAAAUAAUUUCUACAAUACUAUCUUUGUAUUUGUUAAGCGGACACGCGAUGUUAAUUGGACCAAGUAUUUUUUAUUUAGUUUAUCAAAUUAGUUUUAUGUUUAUUUACCAUUAUUAUUCUCCAGUCCUCAGUCACACCGCUGCAGAUGACCGAGCGAGUUCAAAACAAAUCAUUGUUCGCUCAUUUAAUUCAUAUGCCGUGCCCUUUAUAAUUGACAGCUUAUUUAGGUUAUAACUUUGUAAUUACGUUCUAGUAAUCCUGAACCACCGAAUUGUGGAUGUCCCUGUGUGAAAAAAUAUGUAUGUUGAAUACUGUCGAAAUCAUACUAGGUUUAGUGUCUGAAGCUCGUCAAAUUCAAAGACUAUAUUUAUUUUAACCGUGUUCUAGUUCGGUGUGACCUCAGCUCGAGUUUGGGGUCAUUAACCUAACAGGAAUACACACACUGCCAUCUAGCGGGUUUAGAUGUAGUUUCCAAUUACUUGGCCCAAUUGAUCCGAUGCGCGUGCAGCAAGCCUUAACCUAGAUUGCAUUUAAUAGAAAUUAGUUAUAAUCAAGAAUGCACAGAUCUACCAAACACUGUGUUCAUUUUAAAUGUACGUAUUUAUACUGAGUUCAGUAUAUAUCACAAUAAACAUAACUAUAAGUAUUACACGCGACGUUUUUUUAUCUUUGUAUAAUUUUGUUGAAGCGUUUCGAAUGCGGUGUAAGUAGGCGUAAGGAUUCUAAUAUACAGGGAGUGCGAAAUUCUAAAAUGAAUCCUGGAGUUAAGUAUUAAACGACUAAUUAAGUUGUUAUUUAUAAUUUAUUGCACAAGGCUCCCUCUUGUUUGUAUGUAACCUAAAAAUCUUGGCUUUUUGUGGUUAACUUAGAUCAUAAGUCAAUUUUGAAAAAUACACUAGUCUCUUGAAA
This is a messenger RNA of Trichoplusia ni (cabbage looper), 2247 nucleotides long. RefSeq lists its product as uncharacterized. The record is from RefSeq and is a predicted model, not a curated record. Bases 148 to 546 code for a protein of 132 amino acids. NCBI's taxonomy places the organism in Eukaryota, Metazoa, Arthropoda, Insecta, Lepidoptera, Noctuidae. The transcript has 2 exons.